AGUAUUUUACCUGGAGGACUAGUUUAGGCUUCAAUCGCGACCUUCACUUUUGUGCUCAAACAUAUGGGAGGGGAGGUAGGGCCCAUCCUGUUUCAGUGACUGCCCGGAUGACCCCAUCCAUGAUUGACAUCCCCUCUAAAAGUAGCAUCAGGGAUAGUUGGGAGAAGUCACGGGAUCUGGAUUAGGUUAUGUGUUGCAUUAUUUCAGUUGAACAAACGCACCACGUGAUUCUGGCCAUGGUGUUGACAAACCCCCACUUCAAAGAAUUAACAACAUGAUAUCUUAUAAUAUUGAAUGAAAAUCAUAUUCCAUGGUUGGACCCAAAGAUGUUUGGGGAGGAAACAAAAGUAUCUUUUCAUCAAAGAUAGGUAUCACAACAGCAGUUAGAUGUACGCUGAAUUACAGGGAAAAUCUUUGUAAUUCGUUUCAAGCAACAAACAUAAACUGCGUGUUCGAUGGGCGUUCUGUUUGCACUUGCUCUUCAAAAUGUUGUCAAGCCACUCGUUAGGGCCAAGGUCUAGUUUCUGUGCCGAAAAUAAAGGCACUCGUGUCACGGGAUAGGACAAAGUACGGCGCUCAUCACAUGACACAGUGAGGAGUAUAUCUUGAGGGGCAGUCAGAAGCCGGAUCACCCCAUCCCAAGUUUUACUGGACUCGAUCACGUUUGACGCUGACAAGAUGAAGUUGUUCCUGGCUCUUCUCUUGGCGCCCUUGGUGGCCACCUUCCCAUCCGAGAACUUCUUCCCUCUUCCGCAGGCGGAGCCCUCGCCUGGCAAACACUGGGGAUUACUGGUGGCGGGUUCCAACACGUGGGACAACUAUCGCCAUCAGGCUGACAUUUGCCACGCUUACCAGAUCCUGCACAAGAAUGGCAUACCAGACGAGAACAUUGUGGUCAUGAUGUAUGAUGACAUCGCGUACAAUGAGCAGAAUCCCACACAAGGUAUCAUUAUCAACCGUCCAAACGGACCUGAUGUGUAUCACGGUGUUCUGAAGGAUUACACAAAGAUGGAGGUGAACCCAAAGAACUUCUUGCAUAUUCUCAGUGGCAACAAGACGGCAAUGAAGGGGAUUGGAAGCGGUAAAGUCAUCGCCAGUGGCCCAAACGAUCAUGUCUUCGUUUAUUUCGCCGACCAUGGAGCGACAAACCUCAUUGCUUUCAGGGAAGAAGUGCUUUACGCAAAAGACCUAAUCAGAACACUCAAGAAGAUGCACAAGGAGAAUAAAUAUCAGAAGUUGGUGUUCUACCUAGAAGCCUGCGAGUCGGGCUCCAUGUUUCUGAAACUCCCUAAGAACAUCGACAUUUAUGCCACCACAGCAGCGGGACCGGACACCUCCUCCUAUGCAUGCUACUUCGACGAGAAGUUGGGGACCUACCUUGGCGACGUGUACAGUGUUAAGUGGAUGGAGGACUCAGACAAGGAGGAUCUCACCAAGGAGACUCUGGAACAGCAGUUUAUGAUUGUGAAGAAGGAAACCAAUACCAGCGUGGUUCAUCAGUACGGAGACCUUAAGUUCGACCAGAACACCCUGAUCAACUUCCAGGGCAACGGAGGGCAGCAAUCGGUUCCAGGGAAGCCUUUCCCACCAUCACCGUUGAAUGCCAUCGACAGCCGCGACGUACCCCUGGACAUUUUGGUUCGACGCUUUGAGGCAACGACCAAUCCAGUGCAGAAAAGAAUGCUGAUGAAGGAGGUUGCUGCCCUGGCAGACAAACAAAGCUUUGUGCACGAUCUGAUGUACAACCUCGUCAUAAAAAUGACAAAGGGAGAUACGAUGAUGACUGCAACGGUCAUGAACACAAGAGGGCGCGCUGUUGAGAAUUGGGAUUGCUUCACGGCUGCGGUGCAGACAUUCAGCGACGUGUGCUUCAAAAUGACGGAGCUUCCCUACGCCUGGGGACAAAUGCAUGUCCUUGCUAACCUCUGUGACCUGACCAACAGCCAAACAUCCGAUAUCACUUCUGCCCUGAAGAUCGGCUGUUGGUAGACAAGAAGAUGGAGGCGACAUAAUAUCUCACAAUUUAAAACCUACACAAAGUGAGAAGUUAGAUCGAUUGAAUAAAAGCUUUUAGAUUAUUGACCCUUUCUUCCGGCCAUGUUUAAACUUUGAUUAAAUGUCGAAUGGAAUAUUCAACAGUUUUUCUUUUUUAAAGACGGCGUACCUUGACUUUUGUGAUUUAUGUGUAAAUUUUCUUGCUUUUUUAAGGUAAAAAUAAAGGGAAAUCGUUGCUCCUGAAAUAUAGACUGCUAAGCAAUCUUAAUCGUUAUCCUUCAUUCCUAAGAUAAGUUGUGCAUCGAUUGGCUGAACUAUAAUAUUUUUUCACGCGUUGGGUUCCACUGAUUUACGCAUGCUUAAAUCAGCAUCUGAAUUUUCCAAUAUUAAAUUAAAAUGAUUCCCCAAUAUUAAACUCACCAUGUGCUGUGCAGAUAUUAAAGUUGUGACUAAUUUACUUUUUCUGUUCAACUAAUUAUCGACUAAAACCAAAGGUUGGGCGAGUCCUCCCCCUCCCCCCCUUAAAACAGACGAUUGGGGAAAAUAUGGGACAAAGGAAAAGAGAGCAAUGCAAUAAGGACACUGGAUGACAAAAACUCUCGCAGUUUCCAUGAAAAUGCCUUGGAUCUUGACUCUCUGUAGUGGAAGUUUGUUAGUCUGCUCCGACUGAGUGCUUGCCCCGCCCCCUUAGAAUGAUUUACAUAAUAUUCCCAAGUAAUUCCUGGCGACGCCUGGGAUGCUGUUGCAGGUAUUGUACUACUGCAAAAACUGUCUUUAGCCAACAAUGUUGAACGUGUUUAGAAUUUUGAUAUAAAGUGUCUCGUUCUUUGACAUUGCAUGAUGUAUAAGAACCAGAUACCAAAUGUUUAGCAUUUAAACCUGUUUUCAAAGUGUCGCAAGAUUGUGUUAAAGGCUAAAUUCAGUUUUGUAGAUUGCUUCCUUAUUGAUUUGGUUGCUUCUCCCCUUUUUUAAACAAAAAUUAUAUAAUUGGAAUAAAAAACCUUCAAGAAAA
Acanthaster planci (crown-of-thorns starfish) is the source of this 3007-nucleotide messenger RNA. Its product is annotated as legumain-like. The record is from RefSeq and is a predicted model, not a curated record. Gene Ontology annotation, biological process: vacuolar protein processing. NCBI's taxonomy places the organism in Eukaryota, Metazoa, Echinodermata, Asteroidea, Valvatida, Acanthasteridae. Gene Ontology annotation, molecular function: cysteine-type endopeptidase activity.